Messenger RNA from Lycium ferocissimum, 2982 nucleotides. RefSeq names its product TMV resistance protein N-like. NCBI's taxonomy places the organism in Eukaryota, Viridiplantae, Streptophyta, Magnoliopsida, Solanales, Solanaceae. The transcript has 10 exons. Gene Ontology annotation, molecular function: protein binding. The coding region runs from base 1 to 1899 and encodes 632 amino acids. The record is from RefSeq and is a predicted model, not a curated record.
AUGGAUUUCACCAUGGGAGGAUUUUUACAAGCUUUGGACGAUUCUCACCAUGAAGAAAAACUUGACAAAGUGGAUAUUGUGAGCCAAAAUUGGCUUAUGAAUCAAGCUCAACAACUUGGAGUCUAUGGGGAUCACCGCGAAGGCAUUUCACGGAUGAUGGAAGAAUUUCUAAAAAUACAUGUUGGGCAAAGUCAAGAAGUGAAGCUACUUGAAAUUGCUAUCCAGAAAUUGGAGGCCGAAUUGAAUGCAAAGAUUGAGGCAUGUGAUGCUCAAUAUCAAAGGGUCAUGGAAUGUAAUUUUGAGAUGGUUUCAAUUGAAGAAGAGGUUAUGAUUGAUUUUCAAGAGCUAAUGGUAAAUUGCCAACCGACCAACCUAAAAAUAAUGCAAGAUGCCGAGAUUGAAGAAUUGAUACUAGAGUUGCAUAAAAAAGUUCAUGAGAUGGUUUUUGAAAACUCUAGUUCAUUUUUUGGUAAGGAUGCCCAAGAUGAGGCAAAUUUGGAAUUUGGGCGCAUUGGAUCACAUUCCAACCAUUUUUCCACAUUGUGCUUGGUUGAUGAUAUGGUUGAACUAACCGAGCCUAUGGAGGAUUGUGGAGAUGAAGAAGAAGAAAGCCAUUUUCCUUGUCUACGGAAGCUGAUCUCUCUCAUUCUGAAUCUGAUGCGAACACCAGAUUUCAGAGAGAUGCCAAAUUUGGAGUAUUUGGAUAUGUCAUUUUGUACUAAUCUUGAAGAGGUUGAUGAUUCCCUGGGGUAUUGCGGUAAACUCAUUCGGUUAGAUUUGGGUUAUUGCUCAAGCCUUAAGAGGUUUCCAUGUGUUAACUUGGAAUCUCUUGAAUAUCUGGGUCUAAUGUUUUGCUACAGUUUAGAGAAAUUUCCAGAGAUCAAGGGAAGACGUAAGCUGGGGUUAGAGAUUCACAUGGAUUACUUUGGGAUAAGGGAAAUACCAUCAUCUUUUUUUCAGUCUGGAGCUCAUCUUACCAAGCUAGAUUUGAGCUUUAUGAAAAACCUUGUAGCUCUUCCAAGAGGCAUUGGUAUGUUGAAAAGCUUGGUGGAACUAGAUGUGUCGUAUUUCUCAAGCCUUGAAAUCUUGCCAGAAGAGAUAGGGGAUUUAGAAAACUUGGAGAGGCUUGAUGCCAGGUAUACUCUGAUUUCACGACCUCCGUCUUCCAUUGCCCGGUUGAACAAGCUUAAAUCCUUGAGUUUUGAAAAAUCAAAAUUAGAAAGCCUCCAAGAUGGAGUGUGCUUUGUGUUCCCUCAGGUGAAUGGCGGAUUACACUCAUUGGAAUAUCUGGAUCUCAGUUACUGCAAUUUAAUAGAUGGAGGACUUCCGGAAGACAUUGGAUCCUUAUCCUCUUUGAAAGAGUUGAAUCUCAGGGGAAAUAAUUUUGAGCAUUUGCCUCAAAGCAUAGCCCAACUUGGUGCUCUUCAAUCCUUGCACUUAUCAGAUUGCAAGAGGCUUAAAGAGUUGCCAGCCCAACUUGGUGCUCUUCGAAUCUUGGACGUAUCAGGCUGCUUCCAGCUUACACAGCUACCUGAAUUUGUACAACAAUUAGAUAGAAUAGAUGCAGAUUGGAGCAAUGAUUGGAUCUGUAAUUCGUUGUUUCAGAAUAUCUCAUCAUUGCAGCAUGACUUCUCUGCUUCACAUUCCUUGUUACUAAGAGUGUUUACCAGCAGGUGGAGGGCUAUCCCAAGUUGGUUACACCACCAAGGAAUGGAUACAACUGUUAUCCCAAGUUGGUUCCACCACCAAGGAAUGGAUACAAGUGUAUCUGUCAAUUUGUCUGAGAAUUGUGCAUAUGCUGAGGAGUUUAUGCGGAAGUUGCCACAGUUUGAUCAACAGUUGGUUAAGCAAAGGCACGAGACUGAAGAUGUUGAGGAAAUGUAUACCCUACAGAUAUAAAGAUUCACCGCAUUAUCAUUGGUAGAUGAGGAUGCCUUAUAAGUUCUUCUAGAAGUCCACAGAGAAAAGGCAAAGGAUUGUUAUUUCCCAAAGGACAGGGAGGUUGGGAAAAAGAUGAAAUAAUUGAAGAUGCGGUACAGUGCAGGAGUGGAGGAACCUGGAGUACGAGGGGAUGUUAAGAACCGGUGACACUGCCUAUGAAGGGCACAUAUUUCCUCUGUUUGCAACAGAACAACUAGGCUAUUGGCCUGAGAAAGAGAUUCGUGAAAGAACUUGGAUGUAUAGAGAUUUCACCACGUUAUCAUUGGUAGAUGAAGAUGCCUUUGAAGUUUGUCUAAUAAAUCCACAGAGAAAAGAUGAAUAUUUCCCAAAGUUCUGACAGGGUGGUCGGGAAAGAGAUGAAACAAUCAAAGAUGCAGCACAAUGUGAGACAAUGGAGGAAGCUGGAGUACAAGGGGAUGUGAAGCAAACUGGGAAGAUGGCACUUUGAGAACAAAACCGGUGACACUGCCUAUAAAGGCACAUGUUUCCUCUGUAACAGAAUAUCUAGACUAUUGGCCUGAGAAAGAGAUUCACAAAAGAACUUGGAUGAAUGUGCACGAAGCAAGAAAACUUGCAAAAACGGUUGGGUGAAAGAGGCCUUGGAGCAAUUAGUAAGUCGCCUCACAUCACAAAGUAAACGGGACCAAAGGGGAACUAUGUCCAGGAAUCCAGUGUAGCUCCAACACUCGAGCUCAAAUACUCUCUCGCCCACCACCAAGUUCUACUGAAGAAGAAUAGUCUCCAUUGAUAUCUAUUGUCAAAUGUUACAUGGUGGAAGCAGCUUGUGAAUAGGAGUUAAGUACUGAAAAUGGUCAAUCCAGCACGGCGGAUUAAGUAGUUCCUUCCCAGGAAUGAGCGGAACAAAAGAAGUACUAGAUGUAGUCAUUGGAGUAUAUUGUUUGUUUGUUUUUAUCUCAGAAUUGGAGUUUGUGUGACAUAAUAGAGAUGUAAAACCAGAGCCGGCAAAUGACCUUUGCAUACUGGCAAGUAGAAUUUUUUUAAAAAUAAAUAUAUAUUAAAUCUUGAACACCCUUGACGAAA